AUGGAUGUGAAACAAAUUAAAGCACUUAUUUCUGCCCAGCAUGUUCAAGUCUCCAUUUACCACAAACCUGAACUUAUUCAGCUAGUUAGAGCAGUUGCUUUUGUGGACCUUCCUACUGACCCUGACUUUGAAAGUGAGUUCAUUGAUGAAUGUUUGUUAAGAUGCCUCAUGCUUCCAGUGGGACAAAAAUUUUGGACCCCUUCCAAAUGGCAUCAUUGUCCAGUGUCUUCUCCCAGCUCCCUCCAUUUUGACUAAUGGACAUUUUUAAUCAUCUAAUAAUGAGCAAAACUGAUUAGGAUAAAAGCAUUUUAUCCUCCUGGUGCUCAUUUGAAGAGUGUAAUCUAUGUACGAAUGGCCAUGUUCAGAGCCUUGGAGUAAAUGCUACAAAGGACCUUGAUGGCAGUAUUUUUUUGUGUGUUUGUAGCUGGAGUUAUACCAACUCAGAAAGAAAAAAACUCAAGAAGGCGAUAAACUAUACAGGCUCUGGUUUGUUUUGGACUCAACUGGGUCUGUGUAUUUUGCAUUCUGUAGGUGCCAAGGUGAAGCUGAUCAAGGAUGCAGACAUUUAG
Molecule: messenger RNA, 569 nt
Organism: Pocillopora meandrina
Lineage: Eukaryota; Metazoa; Cnidaria; Anthozoa; Scleractinia; Pocilloporidae
Source: the annotation of a GenBank genome assembly